Molecule: messenger RNA, 1196 nt
Organism: Physcomitrium patens
Lineage: Eukaryota; Viridiplantae; Streptophyta; Bryopsida; Funariales; Funariaceae
Biological process (GO): endoplasmic reticulum to Golgi vesicle-mediated transport
Cellular component (GO): TRAPP complex
Source: RefSeq, a predicted model, not a curated record
CACUUCAUAAUGCAACAAAUCUGACUGCCAUUCAGUAAAAGAAUAACCCAAAAACCAAAAUGCGAAGAAAACAGCGUUGAUGCCCAAUUUCUCUUCCUGUGGACUUACCUACUUAGUUCCGGUGGCUUCCGAUUCGCUAACUAAUCUUGCGAUCCUUGAAACUAUAGCAACGUAAUUCCAUUCUGUGUUGCUUUUUUUAUUUUGUCGGUUUGAGGAGCUGCCUGUGUGUGUGUUCAGUGUUUGUAGCAGAGAUUAUUUGGGCUUGUUGGUGAUUGUUUCGGAGGGCAUUUGUUAGCCAUGGCAGCUAUCAUCUUUAACCUCUUUGUCAUCAACAAGUCUGGCGGACUCAUCUUCUACAAGGGUUUUAAUUGCGGUGCAAGGAGUUGGCGUGGGCUAGUUACAUUAAUUUUACGCCACAUAUCACAUCAGUUUGGCUGGACCACUUCCGAUCCAGUCAGUUUGACGAUGUGUUAAUGGAGCGCGUCACCUUGCGAGACUCUCUGUGAUGAUUUGGGUUGAUUAUGGAACGCAAGGCCGACUUGACACAAAUGACAGCUUGAGACUUGCGAGUCUUUGGCACUCCAUGCACGCGAUUUCGAAGGAGUUGUCUCCGGUGAACGGCUGCAAUGGAAUCGAAGUUUUAGAGGCCGACACUUUUGAUCUCCAUUGCUUCCAGGCCCUCACAGGCACAAAGAUCUUCGUGGCUACUGAGCCAGGAACUCCAGGCAUAGAUAGUUUGCUGAAAACUAUCUACGAGAUUUAUACAGAUUAUGUUUUGAAGAACCCAUUUUACGAAGUGGAAAUGCCCAUCAGGUGUGAGUUAUGGGAUCUGAAUCUGGCUUUGGCUGUUCGGAAAGACGGCAAAGCAGGCCUUGUAGGCCGCUGAGAAGCUAUGUAUUUUGAAUCCUCGUCAGGUAUUUUAGGUAAAGACCAAAUUCUUUCCAGUGCAGUGUAUGACUUCCUUACGGCAACCAGUGAUACAGGGGAACUUUCUAAUGACAAUCAAGCGAUUGUAGUACUCGUGUUGAGCUUCUGUACGUCUCUUUACCAUCUAUGUAGCCGUGUGAAGAGGGUAGGGUUGUUCGCUAACCACACAGGGAAGUCAGUGACGCGGAUGUCAAUCCCACUUUAUGUAUUUUUUGCCCUGAUGAUAAAUUGUACACACAUCUACUGUAACUGCGAAAUUACUAGCUCAA